AUGACAGGUCCAACAGGGUUCAGGCAGACUGAGAGGCAGAAUCAGAGAAACAAGCAGAACUUUUUCAUUCCAGCAGCAGCUCUGACUGUGAGUCCCAGCAGAUCUCAGUUCUUUUCCAGAGAAUCUGUGUCUCUGAGCUGUGAGGAGAACAGCAGCUCUGCUGGAUGGACUGUAUGGAGGAACACAACCACAGAAACCAGGACUCAGUGUGGAGAUGGAUGGGGGGAACCAGCUGGUUCUACCUGUAAGAUCAGCUACCUGUACCCAGAUGACAGUGGAGUUUACUGGUGUUGGUCGUCCAGAGAGGGAGCAGCCAGCAGCAGCAUCCAGCUCACUGUCACUGGUGGAUCAGUGAUCCUGCAGAGUCCUGUCCUUCCUGUGAUGGAGGGAGAUGACGUCACUCUGAGCUGUCUAACAAAGACCACUCCCUCCAACCUCCCAGCUACUUUCUAUAAAGAUGGCUCCCUCAUCAGGACUGAGCCCAAAGGUCACAUGACCCUCCACCAUGUGACCAGCUCUGAUGAAGGCCUCUACAGGUGUAACAUCAGUGGUCAUGGAGAGUCUCCAUCCAGCUGGAUCUCUGUUGAAGGUCUGGUUUUGGCGACUCGCUGCACAACAAACAAAGCAGCUGCUCUGACUGUGAGUCCCAGCAGAUCUCAGUUCUUUACCAGAGAAUCUGUGUCUCUGAGCUGUGAGGAGAACAGCAGCUCUGCUGGAUGGACUGUAUGGAGGAACACAACCAGAGGAACCAGGACUCAGUGUGGAGAUGGAUGGGGGAAACCAGCUGGUUCUACCUGUAAGAUCAGCUGGUUGCUCCCAUCAGACAGUGGAGUUUACUGGUGUUGGUCGUCCAGAGAGGGAGCAGCCAGCAGCAGCAUCCAGCUCACUGUCACUGGUGGAUCAGUGAUCCUGCAGAGUCCUGUCCUCCCUGUGAUGGAGGGAGAUGACGUCACUCUGAGCUGUCUAACAAAGACCACUCCCUCCAACCUCCCAGCUACUUUCUAUAAAGAUGGCUCCCUCAUCAGGACUGAGCCCAAAGGUCACAUGACCCUCCACCAUGUGACCAGCUCUGAAGAAGGCCUCUACAGGUGUAACAUCAGUGGUCAUGGAGAGUCUCCAUCCAGCUGGAUCUCUGUUGAAGAGAAACCAUCAACUCCUGAUCCUCCAACUUCUCCUCCUUCUACAACAUCUUCUUCAUCUCUCUGCUACUUUCCUUCCUACCUUCUCCCGUUACUUUCAAAGAUGAUUCUUGUGGUUCUGCUGCUGGUUCUGCUGAGGAGACGAUGCUUUCAGAGGAAAUCUGAAGGGAAUCAAGACAUAGAAGGACAAAGUAUUACUUACAGUAACGUCAAUGAUUAACAUCAUCAUUGAUAGAAAUCAAAUGAAGGCGAAUUGGUUCUUUUAUUUUUUAUUUUUAUGGAUGAC
Cyprinodon tularosa is the source of this 1425-nucleotide messenger RNA. Its product is annotated as basement membrane-specific heparan sulfate proteoglycan core protein-like. The record is from RefSeq and is a predicted model, not a curated record. Bases 1 to 1359 code for a protein of 452 amino acids. Gene Ontology annotation, biological process: cell surface receptor signaling pathway. Gene Ontology annotation, molecular function: transmembrane signaling receptor activity. The transcript has 8 exons. NCBI's taxonomy places the organism in Eukaryota, Metazoa, Chordata, Actinopteri, Cyprinodontiformes, Cyprinodontidae.